UCUUCUUCUCUUCUUCUUCUUCUUUUGUUUUCUUUCUUCAUCAUCACCAUCUUCUCUUCUUGUUGUCAACUUCAACUUCAUCUUCAACUUCAAGUGAUAUCAACAACUCUCUAGGGCUUGACAGACCACGUGCUUCUCCCUUCUCUGGCUGCUAUAAAAGCUGCUUCUCACUGCCCCAACUCUUCUUGAAAGCUCCUUGCACUCUCUGUCCUCUGGGAGAGUGCCCUCACGUUUGCUUGGGCUGGUCAGUCUUGUCUCUCACAGAUGCUGCUCUCAUCAGGAUAGCUUCAGGAUACCACUAUGAUAUCAUCUACUAACACUGUCCGUAGCUGUGCUGCUGUCUCUCUGGCUACUGGAGGCUCACUGUCCAGUCAACCAGCUUUUUACCACAGAGAACAGCCUCAAGGCCAUCAUAUCCGGGUAAUCCUUCAGCUUGCCUGCUACUCUUAUCUUCCUCAAGCUGGUAAGUAUCCUCUUCUAUAGUCUAGGAGCUUGUACUAACGCGUAUGCAGCCGGUCAUAUACUCGGCAAAGGAUAUCAGCUCUCAACAAGGAUAGAAGCCGUUCUACGCGUAAAAGGUAAGAGAGACGCGUCUUUGAAGUCGAUAUCUCCCUAGCUAACACCAACUGCAGGAAACAGUGAACUUCUACUGAACAACCUCUGCAAAGAUGCGUUCAAGCAAGAAAAGCUCUCCUUCAGACAGAGCCAGACGCGAGGUCGAGUCUGAAGCCUUCCGUGCUCGUCUGCAGUCAGUCCAGGCUCUGGAAGGUGCAUACCCAGAGUUUGAAGAGAUUGUUCACCAUAACCUCGAGCACAAGUACGAUGUGGUCGUCGAGCUCCUCCCCCAAGCACCGGCGUGUGGAAAGUCCGUCGAUCUAGUCAAGCGCAAAAAGGACGGCUACGUCUGUGUUCGCAAGUGUUUCUAUGUCUGGGGGAAGGCGAAGCCCUGGCGAUGGCUCAGGGAGGUCAAAGUCGUGCGUGUCAUGGAUCAUCCUAACGUCGAAAAGUACCUCGAAGCAUCCAUCAGCCCGCACAAGGGCGAACUCUUCCUCGAGUACUGUGACCUUGGCAACCUGGCCUACUUCAAACAGUGGAUGGCCUCUGCUGGAAAACCGAUCCCCGAGGCGUUCCUCUGGCAUGUCUUUCGUCAACUCAUCCGUGCUCUCGCCUACAUGCACACUGGACUCCGCAACGAUAGGGAGAUCGUCAACGACAACGUUCCAGACAAGAGAAACUGGAACCCAAUCCUGCAUCGUGACAUCAAACUGGAAAACGUCUUCAUCAAAUCAUUGGACAUUGCUGGAGAAUACCCCCUCAUCAGACUAGGUGACUUUGGACUCAGUGUCUCCAAGAAAGACCUGAAGCUCCCGUUUGCUCCAUACGGCUCUGAAGGUUGGAUGGCCCCUGAAUUCCCAAACUGCAGCCCCCGAAGUGACGUCUUCUCUGCUACUACCGUCAUUCAAUGUCUCUCCAUGGUCAACUGGACUGGUGCAAACCCCUACGGUGGUGUCGAUGAUGCCUACAGUGAUGAUCUGCAGGAAUGUGUUCUUACCGGGAUGACUCCCGCCAAAGCAGACCGCCCUCGCAUCCGCGAGCUGGCCCGUCUUGUCUAUCCCGUCCCUGUCCUGCCGUUUGAAGGCCUCCCAGAUGAGGCAUUCGUCCGCCGCCUCCCGCCCAGGGAGGAGCGGGCGAUUACCCCAUCCCAGAUCUUCCGCCCGUACCGUUGA
This is a messenger RNA of Trichophyton rubrum CBS 118892, 1727 nucleotides long. Its product is annotated as NEK protein kinase. The coding region runs from base 669 to 1727 and encodes 352 amino acids. The transcript has a single exon. Lineage: Eukaryota; Fungi; Ascomycota; Eurotiomycetes; Onygenales; Arthrodermataceae. Gene Ontology annotation, molecular function: protein kinase activity; ATP binding. Gene Ontology annotation, biological process: protein phosphorylation. The record is from RefSeq and is a predicted model, not a curated record.